Messenger RNA from Aureobasidium subglaciale EXF-2481, 1535 nucleotides. RefSeq lists its product as uncharacterized. The transcript has a single exon. The record is from RefSeq and is a predicted model, not a curated record. Lineage: Eukaryota; Fungi; Ascomycota; Dothideomycetes; Dothideales; Saccotheciaceae. Bases 250 to 1446 code for a protein of 398 amino acids.
UUCUUCCAAGACUGAUGAGUGCCAGGUUCCGUUGGGCUUCAUUGCACCUGCAAGGACUCAAGAACCCAAAGCUGACCAGAAUGGGCGAUCACAUUGUCGAGAGACAACUGAACAAUCUUCCCAAGAACCUAAACGGGACGUACGAUAGCAUACUCGAUAGCAUGGACGAGACUAAACGCUGCGAGGCCGAAAGGCUGUUAGCGAUCAUCUGCUUUUCAAAGCGACCCUUGGCACUGCCCGAAGUCGUUGAUGCUCUUGCAAUCGACUUCCAGGACCCUGACGAGGGACCCUUUGACCCAGACCAUCGCGCCAAAAGACCCAAUGGCAAUUCUUGAGUACUGUCCAGGCCUUGCAUCUCUGGUACAGCCAAACGAUCUUCUAAUUUCCGUAAUGCCUUCGGUUGCACCAACAGUGGUGCUAGCACACUUCUCUGUCGAACAGUAUCCGCAUCUGAAGCUCGACGAAUGGCGAUUCGGGAAAGUAGCUGAUGCUCAAGCACAUAUAGCUUGCAUCUGUUUAAGAUAUCUUACGCAGUACGAAGACCCCAUAAAGCUUGACUUGCUAAGUGCCGAAAGGAGAUAUCCUUUGUUUCGCUAUGCCCGCAUGAAUCUUGCAAAUCACCUGAAGCUCUCACUCUACGAUGCCGGAGCUACAGAACUUACUUGGAAGUUAUUCAACAUGCCCUUUGAACUCAGAAUUUGCUACAUUGAGGGCUUGCAUUUAGAUGAGCUCUCAGAUAUCUGGAGAAGUAUCUCCAGAUCUAGUAUCCAGUCGAAUGCAGCGAUCGGUCUCGUUUGUGCGGUUUUCUGGGGUUUGCGAGCACUAGUCGAGAGGUUCAUCGCCCUCGACUUCACACGCAUCAACGAGUCUGUCGACAUCGAGCUCAAGUUUGGCAAGUAUUUGCCGCGUACAGCAAGUGAGGCUGCGGCAUUCGUUCAUGACUUUGAGCUCUUUGUCUUACUCCACAAGGCCGGAGCCAACUUCAGUAACUCGUUGCAAUGUGCUUUGGUGGUGAGAGUGGACGACUUACACCCCUCAGAGCGAGAGCAAGAUACCACAGACGACAUCAUCAAUUACAUGCUAUUCAGUCACUCAGUCGACUGGAUCUCUCCCGAUAUCUUGUUUCUCGCCGUGUACCAAGGCAGAACUCGAUUAGUGCAAACACUUCUCGAGAACGGCGCAGAUCCGCUUGCUUAUAGUCUCUACCCUAAAUUCUCGCAGAUGCCGAUUCGGGUAUGUCUCAGAACCCGGUGGUCGAAGUCUCUUGGGAUGAAGCUUGAGGACAAUCUGAUUGAUGUUGCCAAGAAUAGAGGACACAAGGAUCUUGAGAGAUUAUUGUGGGAACAUACUCGAAUCUCUACAGUUGACACCGCGGUUUCCUCAGCAUUGAUUGCACCCGAAUCCAAAAACUCGUCUCUUGAGGAUAUUGGAGGUUCUAUCAGCUGAGAAUCUCAGAACAUAGCUUGAUAGCUUUCCGUAUGAAUGAUCUGCGAAACCAUCUCUUUUUACUUGUGAAUUCUAGAGUAUAACUUGAU